Linum trigynum is the source of this 2470-nucleotide messenger RNA. NCBI's taxonomy places the organism in Eukaryota, Viridiplantae, Streptophyta, Magnoliopsida, Malpighiales, Linaceae. The record is from the annotation of a GenBank genome assembly.
CGACACAUUGUGGAGAAUGUCCUUCUCGGGCAAGAAAGGGCACAGGGCUCUGAAAGUUGACAUAGAAAAGACAUAUGAUAGAGUCGAAUGCCUGUUUCUACUUGCGAUUUUGGAAAAUUAGGGUUAACUCGACUUGGCGUGGCCGGAUCCAAGAAUGCCUCCGCUCAGCCUCUUUUUCGGUGCUUAUGAAUGGCACACCCUCGGGAUUCUUCGCUCCGUCUCGUGGUCUUUGGCAGGGGGCCCUCUAUCUCCGCUCCUAUUUGUGCUUUGCACGAAGGGCUUUGCGGUGCUCCUCCGACAAGCUAUCGCUGGCGGAAAGUUAGAGGGGGUCAAGGUUGCAUUGGACCUAGGGCGCCUCGGAUUUCACAUAUGUUUUUUGCAGAUGAUUCCUAUUUGUUCCUCAUAGGUUCUUUACAAGAGUGUAAGAACUUGAUAGAGGUUCAAAAUGAGUACGAGGAGCUCAGUGGUCAAAAGGUGAACCUCACAAAAUCGGCAGUCUGCUUUAGUAAAAAUGUUUCCCUGCCUAAUCAGGAUUUUCUUGCCGAAAUUUUAGGGCUUAGGGCGGUGGGUGUCCAGGACAAGUAUCUGGGGUUACCCAUGCUGAUUGUGCAAUCAAAAAUGGCUACGUUCCGUUUCUUGGAGGAGAAAUUGUUGAGUCGGCUUCAAGGUUGGAAGCAGGGAAUUCUCUCGUGGGCAGCAAAAGAGACCUUGAUCAAAUCAGUCGCUUUAGCUCUCCCAUUGCAUAUCAUGUCCUGAUUUAAGCUUCCCCUCUCCCUGUAUCGUGUCUUGGAUAGUCACGUAGCCAUAUUCUGCUGGGGUGUGGAAGGGGGCUGCUCCCAGAUAAGGUGGAUGUCCAAGUGUAACAUGUGUACCAGUAAGCACAACGGUGGUAUGGGUUUUCGUCGGUUUGAGCAUUUUAAUAAGGCUCUAUUAGCUAAGAUUGAGUGACAAUCAUGUCGGAGCCUGAGACGCUACUGGCGAAGGUCUAUAAAGGAAAGUAUCUCCCUUCAGAGACUUUCCUCACAACUACCGCCAAGUCAAGGCCAUCUUGGGGGUGGUAGAGUAUUCUCUAUGACCGCCAGCUGCUAGUCCAAGGCCUCCGAUGGCAAAUUGGUAAUGGCCGGUCUGCAUCCCUUCUAUCCUCGAGUUGGGUUCCGCUUCUCCACCCGGUUGGUCCUGUUUAUAAUCCCCAGGUCCUCCCAGAGGGGGCCGAUCCUAAGGUCGUCAUUGUAAUUUGUCAAGGGGAAGGUAAGUGGUGUGAUCGGAGUCUUAGCCAAUGGUUUCCCCUAGACGUCUGUCAGGCCAUGAAAGAUAUUCCUCUCCCUCGUCAUGAGGUGGUGGAUAAACUAAUUUGGCACGAUACAAGCGAUUGGAUUUUCACGGUUAAGUCGACAUAUCACCUUGCAGUCUUGUUAGAUAAGCAGGGUGGCCGGUGGAGGUCUGUGGCUUGUUGGAUGGAUAGACCGAGCUAGAUCCGCUUGUGUAAUGUCAAUCUACUACCAAAACUUAAAGUAUUUUUUUGGCAAAUCUUCCACCGCCUCCUCCCAACAACAGAAGCUCUGAUUGUAAAGAAAAUUCAGGUGCUUUCGAGAUGUCCGCUGUGUUGGCUGAGCUGGAAACAAUGGGGCAUUUGUUUUUUGAUUGCCCAGUCGCUAGGGCUCUUUGGGAGCAUGCUGGCCUUGAAGAUCUUGGCCAAGGGUUGCCACGUCACACCUUUCCGCUUUUCCUUAAAAUGUUGAUGUAUUUAUUACUUCAACCUCAAGUGGUUAUGACAGUGGUGGCAAUCCUGUGGCGUAUAUGGCGAGCUCGUAAUUGGUUUGUCUUUGAGGGUAAACGAUAUGGGAUACAAGCCUUAAUAAGAGAGUUUAAUCAGCAAUAGCAAGAGUGGACCAGUUUGUCGAUUGUCCGGAGCCCGCACUUACUUAUCCCUCAGUCCGGGGCAAGGGACGCCAAUAACCAGUGCUCCAUCCCCUUGUAUGUAGGAUGGGACUACUAAAAAUGGGUCUCACUCGGCCGGUGGAAUAAUUAUCUUUGGCCCAGCGGGAAGGAUCCUUCUAGCUCGAAGGGUGCAGUUUUCCAGAUAAUGAUGAUCUGAUGGCGGCAGAGUUGCUUACUCUUUAGGAGGGUGUGCGUUGGUGUCUGGAGUUGGGGUUUAUAGAGACAAGCUUCCAAGGUGACGUUAAUGUGAUCAUUGAUGAAAUCAACCGGCGGGACUCUAGGGACAAUCGGUUAGGGGUCAUCCUUGAGGAAGUCAUCCGAAUAGUUUCGAAUCAUUCAGCUCUUAAUGUUUGUUUUGUAGGUUAGAGUAGCAAUAAGGUAGCCCAUUUGGUGGCUAGAAAUGCCCUCUCUUUGUACCCGACUACAUGUCGAUCCUUUGAUUUUCUGGCAUGGCUGAAUUCCAGAAUGUAAUGAUCUUUUAAUCUAAUCAAUAUAUAUGAUUAUCUUUUGUUAAGAAAUAGGAUGAACGACU